GUUCAGUCAGCAGAAAAUUUAAAGGACUUUGUGUUUUUUUGAGUUUUUUUACAGGAGGAUGAAGACGUUGCCUAUGUUCCUGUUCUUCAUAAAUGUUUCCCAGCAUGUGAAGGCUGUGGUGGUGGAGGUGAAUGAGGGGGAAAGAUCUGUCCUGCUACCCUGUCAGUACUCAGGAUUCAUACCUGAUGAUGACCCCACAGUGAUGUGGACUCGCUCUGAUCUGCAUCCCAAAUCUGUCCACCUACAUCGAGAAGGAGGAGAUGAUCUUAGAGGACAAAACCAGCGUUACAGCGGGCGCACAUCAAUGAAGCCUGAUGCUCUGGACACUGGAGACUUCAGCCUCACUCUGAGAAAACCAACAAAGACUGACAGCGGCAACUACACCUGCUCCAUCAGUGAUGGGCGAGAAGAACGGAGACUGACAGAUAUACAGCUGCAGGUCAAAGAGCACCAGGUGGAGGUGAAAGUCAUUGAAGGCUCAGACUCUGUCAUCCUGCCCUGCAAAACGACACCUGACCUGCCUGAGGACACCACAGUGGAGUGGAAGCGCUCUGACCCUGAACUGAUGGUGGUCCAUGUGUAUCCAAAAAGACGUGACCACCUUAAUGACCAGGACGGUCUUUACAGAGAUCGAAUGCAGUUGAAUGAAGACCUGCUAAGAACUGGAGACCUCAGUCUGACCCUGAAACACCCCACAGAGAGAGACAGUGGAGGAUACAUCUGGUUAGCUCAGACUCCGGCUUUAGCUCACCAAACAGCGGUCCUCAGGCUGGCGAGAAAUCUGGCACAGGGAGGAAGAACAGUUUACAAGGUGGAGGUGGAUUCAGGGGUGGAGUCUGUCCAGCUGAUCUGCAAAACCACACUUCACCUCCCUAAAGAUGCUAAAGUGGAGUGGAUGGACGGAUACAACAGGAAGGUCCACGUAAUACCUGAGCUGAUGUUUAUCAAACUUCCGAGAGAAGUAACUCACAGGAUGGUCAAUGCCCUGGGUAUCCUCCUGGAGAAGCACCGCUCCGGCCCCAACUGCGCUGGCAUCUAUUUCCAGUUUGAAUGGUAA
This is a messenger RNA of Oreochromis niloticus (Nile tilapia), 1057 nucleotides long. Its product is annotated as polymeric immunoglobulin receptor-like. NCBI's taxonomy places the organism in Eukaryota, Metazoa, Chordata, Actinopteri, Cichliformes, Cichlidae. Gene Ontology annotation, cellular component: external side of plasma membrane. Gene Ontology annotation, biological process: cell surface receptor signaling pathway; cellular response to lipopolysaccharide; negative regulation of T cell proliferation. The transcript has 6 exons. The coding region runs from base 59 to 1057 and encodes 332 amino acids. The record is from RefSeq and is a predicted model, not a curated record.